Messenger RNA from Triplophysa rosa, 3459 nucleotides. RefSeq names its product tweety family member 1 (gene ttyh1). Gene Ontology annotation, molecular function: volume-sensitive chloride channel activity; intracellularly calcium-gated chloride channel activity. The transcript is spliced from 15 exons. Lineage: Eukaryota; Metazoa; Chordata; Actinopteri; Cypriniformes; Nemacheilidae. The record is from RefSeq and is a predicted model, not a curated record. Gene Ontology annotation, cellular component: plasma membrane; smooth endoplasmic reticulum membrane. The coding region runs from base 801 to 2576 and encodes 591 amino acids.
GAGAACCAAAGCCAACUUCAGUCCUGAUCAACGGGACCCUCAGGACCACACCAAUACCAAUCUGUCAUUCACUUUCAUAAGACUCUAUAAUAAAAAAUGUAUAAACAAAAAUAAAACGACAUUUCUUUGGAAAAAUACAUAUUUAUUUGUCAAACCUUUUCAAUGGACAUACCGCGUUUGAUGGAUUUAAUUUACUCUGGAUGUUAUGGAUUCCUCAUUUCUGCACACUGAACAUUUCUCUCGCGCGGAUGCCACAUCGACGACAACACGGCUGUGGAUUUCUUAAUGCGAACUCUGACAGACAGCAAUUCAUUUCGGAAGUUUGUCUUAUCAAUUAGUCUGGGAAUCUGUUCAAACACGUCCUCGUCGUGCUGUGGACGAGUAAUAAAGUUUUCAUUGGAUUUCACAUCUAAAGGUGCGGUAUAACACAGUGAAACUGAGGAACAAAGAGUCAUCUCUAACCUAAAGCAUCCUUCGAGUAUUCUCGCUCUCACUCUCUCUGAAGACCUGUUUGUCAUCCAUCCACGAGCACAUACUUCAGUUGAGAGAAUAGGCGCAAGCUGGAACAAAAAAUACAGUAGUUCCCCUUUGACAUUCAAGUUUGGGAUUGUAAAAAUGUACAUUUUUAGAAAAGGGCAAUAGAGCAAAGCUUUUCACUCAGGAUGCAAACCUUUUUAAGGCUCAUCGGACAGACACAGUAACUGUCUCUAAUCGAAACAAAAGCGCGCGAGAGACUCGGAAGCACAACACAUUAAGCUGCAAAGUAAGACACUUUCAAAGGUUGGUGAUUGACAGCAGACAUGGCUGCCAUAGCAACUGUCCCCAACUACACCCCAUCGGUAUGGGUACGGUUAUGCCAUGCCAUUCCCCGUGUGGACUUGACCCUCCAGACCCGAGAUAGUGUGUUCACGCCAGACAGCUGGGAGUAUCAGCAGACACUUUUGGUCCUCUCCAGCUUCUCCGCCAUUGCGCUCGUCCUCUCGCUACUUGUCGUUCUUUCCUUCCUCAUCCACUACUGCUGCUGCCAUCGUGGUGAGGGGGGCAGAGACGCAGAGGAAGAAGAGGAGGAUGACGAUGCCAGCGGUGGCCAUGGAUACGGCAGCAAAAAGGGGCGGGGCAUCUGUUGUGUCACAUGGGUAUCGGUUGCAGCCGUGACGUUGUGUUGUGUUGCCAUAGGCAUUGGUUUCUACGGCAACAGCGAGGCGAACGAUGGGAUGUAUCAGUUGACCUCAUCCUUGCUCACUGCCAAUUACACACUGGCUUCCAUCGAUCUACUGGUCUCAGACACUGUGGCUGGGCUGCAGCAGUCAAUCUCAGGGCCCUUGACCUCCAUGGAGGAAGUGUUUGGAGGACAUAAGCCCGCACUCGUGCCCACGCGCUCCUGCAGGCGUCUGUCAGAGCGGGUGGUGUCUCUCCUGUCCAACCUGACCCUGGGAAGGGGUCUGAUCCCCGUCACUGAUGGCAUUUACAGGGCCAAUGGGAGCGAAAGCAUAGUGGGAGCCCUGACCCCAGCUCCACCAUCUGUAACCCCCACCCUUAGUCCAUCAGCCAACAGCGUUCCUGUGCCAUUCUCUCCUGGCUGGGCCGCCAACACCCUCAUGGGGAAUGAAGACUACAGGUGGCUGUCAUACGUGUUGUUGCUUUUGCUGGAUCUGGUGGUGUGUUUCUUUAUCCUUCUUGGUUUGGCCAAACAGGCCCGCUGGCUACUUAUCCUGAUGACAGUGCUGACCUGGUUGGCUCUGUUUCUGAGUUGGGGUUCUCUCGGCCUGGAGACGGCCACUGUGGUGGCCCUGAGUGAUUUCUGCUUCAACCCAAACACAUUUGUUCUGAACUCCACUCACUUCAACUCUAGGACGAGCUCAGAAAUCCUGGACUACUACUUAACCUGCAACAGGAGAAUGAACAGCCCAUUUCAACAGCCACUGACCCAGUCCCAGAGAGCGCUGUCUAGCAUCCACUCCCAUCUGUCCAGUCUGGAGAGAGAUGCUCUCCCACGCUUUCCAAAGGCAGAGAAGUCCCUCAGGGAGGUACAGCAGAUCCUCAACUCCACUGAAGGCAACUUCCACCAGCUGGUAGCGCUCCUUAACUGCCGAGGGCUGAACAAGGAUUACGUUGACUCUCUGAAGGGCCUGUGCUAUGAUGGGAUGGAGGGGUUGCUCUAUCUUUCCCUCUACUCGUUUCUCUCCGCUUUGGCAUUCACCGCCAUUCUAUGCUCGCUCCCUGGAGCCUGGAGGAGCUUUCACAGCGAUUCAGAGGACUAUGAGGACUCGGACAGUGAAAGCGAGGACCCCUUCACUUCUCAUCAGGCACGUAGACAGACAGCCACGGGCUCCCAGCGAGGGGCCUUCACCCCCUUCUAUAGUUACCAGGGGGCCGCCUGGACUCCCCCCUUUUCUAGCGCGCCACCGUUACCGACUCCAAACGUUUCCUCCAAUGGCAACCCUGGUUAUGAGAACCUGCUUUUGAGUGACAGGCAGUCCCCACCCCCCUCUUACUCUCCCAGCAUGCUGACUGGCUACGGCGGCAGUCAAUCACACUCCAACCCCGCCCAUUCCAGAAACCUGUACUCACACUAAUUAUUUUUAUGUAUAGUAGAAAAAAUGUAUAGGGAGGUUUAGUUUUCAUAUGGAUGGACACUUUAUGAGAGACUAAUUUAAAAUAAAUUUUAACUCUAGAUGUUAAAUAUCUGUGCGUAACGUCAGUACCAUUGAGUCCUGGAAACCAAUGGCUGUAACAGAUUUGUAAAACAACUGACGGUCAUUCACUUCAUUUAGCUGUAUGAGCCGCUCACGUCCACUUCCUCUAGUGUCAUUGUGUACAUCGCUCUGGGGUGGAAACAGGAUGGUAUUGACGUUACAGUAGUGCUCUAUUUUUAAAUGUAUAACCACUUUAUUUUGGAGUUUUUAUAUUGUUAUAUGUAGUCACGGAUGCGUAGUGGCAACGGCACAAUUUCUUUGUAAGAUUACGCAGUUUUCUUUUCAAUUUCGUUUUUUAAAAUUUGACAAAAUCCUGGUUUUAAGUGGUAACUCUGUAUUAUUUUGUAUACCCUCCGAUGCUAUAUAAUACUAUAGAAAUUAUUUAUAUAAUUUAAAUAUAAGAAUAUAUAUUCUAUGUAUAAAUGUUUGAUUGUUAACGCAUUUUGAUGAUCAACAAAACACCAGUGAAAAACAUUGUUGAGGGCUGGUAUCCAUUUCCUCUGCUGGCUCUGAGCAAUACAACCACGUUUUGCCAAUUACAAAGCAAUGGCCAUAAUUGUAAGCAGCAAUAAUCAUCAGGACUUGCAAGCACCAUCUGUGUCUGUGUGUGUCAGUAUAUACAUUAUAUAAACAUUUGAGAUUGCAUUGGUCCCUUGGCUAUCAACCUGAUGUUAAUCCCUUGAAAUAUGUUUCUAUGGUUUAAUGCUCCUUUUGAAUGGCAUCCUUUUUCAAAACAGAGUCUAAUAUAAAUUAAAUAAAAAUA